Molecule: messenger RNA, 286 nt
Organism: Staurois parvus
Lineage: Eukaryota; Metazoa; Chordata; Amphibia; Anura; Ranidae
Source: the annotation of a GenBank genome assembly
CCUCUGACCCUCUGUCUGGACAGUGCUGAUUGGCCCUGUGCUGAUCACAUACACCCUCCCAAGAAAAAAUACCUCUCCAGCAAUACACCAAAUUGAGCAUUUGCAUGUUGAGCAAGGCUGCUGUAUCAGGUGGACAUUUCAUCAAGAGGAGGGGCAGAGAAGAAAGGAUCAAACAGCCUUUUUACAGAAUGCAGAGGAUUAACCCCUUAGGUUCCACAGUGAGUAUAACAAGCAUGCUUUACUGCAGAUACAGACUGAUUUUACUGUUGUGGGUUUAGUAACACUU